AGCCCAUUGCCGCCCACCCUCCCCUCUCUGCCAUCCUCUCCUUCUACCCCAUUUUUCUCCACCGCUCCCCCACUCUCCGCCCCUCUCCCACACUGCUCUCUCCACUCCAACUGCUGCCUUCGUCUCUCCCCCUCGCUCAAACCGCCGCCGCCGCCACCACCACCACCACCACCACCACCACCACCACCACCACCACCACCACCACCACCACCACCACCACCACCACCACCUCCUCCUCCUCCUCUGCCCGCCUCACCUUGCUUCACCUCCCCCUCCCUCGCCUCCCCCGCCCUCACCCAGACGUCCACCGCGUGCCCCGGCACCACCGCCUGCCGCCAUGCCUGCACUGCCGGCUUCUCUGCCGAGCCGCACAGGAACGGCCUCGACCUGGGAGCCCACACCAGCGCACCGCUGCCCUCCUCAGCCCCACCGCCCGUCCCCCUGCCUGCAGCGCCGCGCCCAGCCGCGCCACCCCUGCCCGUGCCAUGCCCACCUGCACUGGCGCCGUGCGCCGUCGCGCCAUUGUGAGCCUCCCCACCACUGGCAGCACCAUCGC
Molecule: messenger RNA, 556 nt
Organism: Closterium sp. NIES-67
Lineage: Eukaryota; Viridiplantae; Streptophyta; Zygnematophyceae; Desmidiales; Closteriaceae
Source: the annotation of a GenBank genome assembly